AUGGGCAAGCUUCUCUGCGACCCUUCCGCCGCCGCCGUCGCCGAGGCCCUGCCUCCUCCGUCCCCAGCCCCCGCUCCGCCGCCGCCGCUCCUCGCCUGGUCCACCCCGCCCCCGGCCGCCUCCCCCGAGCCCUCCACCUCGCCCACGGGCUGGGACGCGGUCUGGGCGCUCGAGGACCAGCAGCGCCGCCGCCUCCACCGGAUCUGGGAGCGCGGCGUCGCGUGGAAGCCCUCCUCGCCGGGCGCCGGCGAGGCUCUGGCUGCGCCGGCGCCCGUGGUCGUCUUCCGCCUCGACCACGGCGGGGAGGUCGACGCCGAUGGCAACUGCCUCUUCACCGCCGCGCGGACGGCCGCCGCGGCCAAGGCGGACGCGCGCGAGCUCAGGCACCGCGCCGUGCGCCGAUUCGCCGAGGUCUACGCCGCCGCGGGGGAGGACGACGAGGCCGCCGUCGACGCCGCCGUGAGGCACCUCUACGCGCCGGAUCUCAAGGCCGGGUGGGGCGUACACGUCGUGCAGGAGAUCAAGGUGCUCGUGCCCAAGGCCCAGCGUGACUCGCUCGACGCCGCCAUCCAGGAGCUCGUUGAUCUCGGCAUCCAAAGGGAAAUAGCAGCUGAAACUAUCUACAAGGAAAGAUGUAUCACUGUGGACAAUGGGGAUAGUUGGACCAAGUACAUGUCCAUUUCUGGUUCUGCAGAGGAUGAGCAUGAUAUUAUCACCCUGCAGUACACAGAGGAGGGGUUACUGACAAUAGAUGAGAACCGAGAUGGCCGUGCAGCUGCAUUUGGUGAUGAUAUUGCCAUUGAAUGCCUAGCAACUGAGUUCAAGAGAGAAGUUUACGUGGUGCAAGCUCAUGGAGCGGAUGCAAUGGUUGACGAGGAUAACUGUGUGUUCUUCCUCCCACAUCGUCCUAGAGGAGAAAUUUGUGAACCACCAAUUUUUCUUUUCAUGAAAGGAACAGCAUGGUGUGGUGCUGGUGCCGACCAUUAUGAGCCUUUGAUCGCCACUGUCCUCCAGCAUGUUACUCCAGACAAGGCAGCUGUUGUCCUUUGA
Miscanthus lutarioriparius is the source of this 1050-nucleotide messenger RNA. Lineage: Eukaryota; Viridiplantae; Streptophyta; Magnoliopsida; Poales; Poaceae. The record is from the annotation of a GenBank genome assembly.